Silurus meridionalis is the source of this 2971-nucleotide messenger RNA. RefSeq names its product G protein-coupled receptor 184 (gene gpr184). Bases 306 to 1307 code for a protein of 333 amino acids. Gene Ontology annotation, cellular component: membrane. Gene Ontology annotation, molecular function: G protein-coupled receptor activity. Lineage: Eukaryota; Metazoa; Chordata; Actinopteri; Siluriformes; Siluridae. Gene Ontology annotation, biological process: G1/S transition of mitotic cell cycle; G protein-coupled receptor signaling pathway; negative regulation of G2/M transition of mitotic cell cycle. The record is from RefSeq and is a predicted model, not a curated record. The transcript is spliced from 2 exons.
GUGUGUAUGUGCGUGUAUGAGUGUGUGAGUGUUUUUUCCGCCAAGAGUCCGCUUGAGCAUGAUCUGCCUCUGUCGGGUUUUUUUGUCUAGUUCUUUGAUCUUAUCACAUUUUAGUCUGAAGGGAGGAGGAGACAUAUUCAUCUAGGUUUCUCAGGAUCCUGACACUGUGUGUGUGUGUUUGUAAGAAGCUGUAUUAUUGGUACUGCCGUGUUUCUCCUGAUCUGGACUGGACUGAAGCACAGAAACGGAGAGGGCAAGUAUGAGAUGGAUGAGAGGUCGCACCUCAUCCCGAUAAACAUACAAAGAUGAAUGGAUCUGGAAAUCAGACGUGUGUGAACAUUGAGAUCAGUCCAAUUAGCGACUUGCUAGUAGGGAUCUACAUCACUGUGUUGGUGCUGGGAUUGGUGUUUAACCUUCUCACUGCAUGGCCCAUCAUCCAGCAGAUUCGCAGGAAAAACGUUCUGGGCGUCUACCUGCUCAGUCUGUCCAUCUCAGAUGUCCUGUACAUACUCACCAUGCCUCUGUGGAUCAUCUACUACUACAAUGACCAUCACUGGGUGCUGGGACUGGACCUGUGCAAGCUCGCCGGCUUUGUUUAUUAUUCCAACAUGUACAUCAGCAUCUACCUGCUGUGCUGCAUCUCCAUCGACCGCUGCCUGGCUGUCACCUUCCCUCUGAAGGCCAAGGCCUUCCAGCGCUACAAGUAUGCCUGGAUCAUCUCAGGCUUCAUCUACGUCUUCACAGCCACCAUGCACAUUCUAGUCAUUCUCAUGGACAAGGUCACAGCUCCUCUGGACAGUCAGGGGAGAUGUUACGAGAGGUUUCCCAUGACGAAGCCCAUCGCUCUGUUUAACCUCCUGCGUGUAAUCAUUGGCUUCCUGCUGCCGCUGCUGCUGUUAGCCAUAUGCUACUUCCAGAUCUUCAGGAAGGUAAAGAAAAGUGUGGGAUUAGAUGGUCAGGGCAAACGCAAGGUCAAACUGCUGUCUGUGGGAGUCAUCAGCAUCUUCUCUGUCUGCUAUGCCCCCUACCACAUCCAGCUGCUCAUCCGCUCCAUAGCCUUCAACUCCUUCCACGUCGAGGAUUACUGCAGAUUCGAACAGUCGCAGCACUUUUACUUCUCGGUGGCUCUGGCCAUGUCGAGCCUCAACAGCGUGGUGGAUCCUCUGCUCUACGUCUUAGUGAGUAACGGCAUGAGGGAAAGCGUCCGGCUCUGCUGCCAGACCAAAAAUACUGUAGCUUCUCAUGAACUCACCAAAAAACCCAGACUGCAGCCGUGUGGUUCCUCAGAACUUCAUGAGACCACGUGAGGGUUUUUUCAGCAUUUAGCCACAUUCAGGAACUUCCUGUUCCCCAAUAAACCACUUCUGACCCCGAUGUAAACACAACAGUGAAACAAAACGCACUCAAGCAAACGCAUGCAUUUCUAUUAGAACGUAUUCAGUGGAACAUCUUCACUCAGAUCCCUCCAUCUCUUCUUCCUUCAUUUACAAUACUUUCUUUUUUAUCUCAAAAGUUUUAUUUAUUAACCUCAUUAUUGAAACAAUUUCAAUAAAAAUUGUUAGUUUUAUCUCUCACUCAUAUCUGAUGUUUUAGUAAAGUGUGUGUGUGUGUGUGUGUGUAUUAGUGAUGCGAUUCACAUCUCAAUGCAUAGCCAACGUUACGAUACAUUAAAGAUACACAUGAAGCAGCUGCUGAGGCGAUAAGAUACGAUUCCCACAUUGUGAUGCAGUGAGAUCAGAUUUCUUGUUUCGAUGUGAUGCUCUGCAAUUUAAAAAAGUACUGAUAGUUCAGUAAAUCAUCAAUUCACUUUAAAGCCUCCUGACUUCUAACUCAUGGCCGUUUCCCACACGUCUUUAUAGAGCAAAAAUAGGCUGUAAAACCAGAUGAUCUUUUUCAUUUGUGUCUACAGGAAGAUACGUAACGCACGUGAUGUUAAACGCUGGCCUCACUGUUCUCACCCCACGUGUGUUUGGUGGUUCUUGGCUGUGUUCUGCUGUUUAUCACCACUGCAGUUUGGACACACGCACCGAAGUGAAUUCGAGACUUUCCUGCAUCAUUCUGCACUUGUUGCUUCUGAAGUAUUUUAAAUCAUUUCCAAUUCACAUUUGGACAAGAUUCUCUAAAAGCACGUUUUUAUUUCCUCAGCAAUGACUUGAGCUGAUGAAUAGCCAUAAACUCUAAAGCGAUGUGGACCCGUCCCAUAGCCUGACCUGCAUGUCUGUUUAGACCGCAAACAAUGAUUCAGACCUUCAUCACAUCACAGACGCUUUGCUUUGAUGCAGCUGCCAAAGACUAGUUUCCUAAAAUAAGAAAAAAAGUAGAUAAAUAAGAACAUUGUGUUUACUGCAUGCACUGUGAUCUCGCUGUGUGGGAACAUUGGAUCUUCACAAGACUUAAGAAUAGUGUGAAUUAUCCACCUUUAGUGCCCACAGUAGCUCUGCGGUGGAGCUUCGUUUCUGAAUACGACACUCAAAAUGUUCUUGUUUUAGAGGCUGAAAGGGAGAAACUGCAGGUGUCAGUCACACGGGUGAAAAAGCCGGUGAUCGGGUGGGGAGCUGUGGGGCACGGCUGCAGCGUGGCUACGUAGCGCUGCCUCACCCAUGUUCGUUUUCCGGCACGUCCCGGAUCUCUCUCAAUUCAACCCUUUUCAUCAUAAAGCCAAACAUUAUUAAAAUUGCCAUUUUCCUGCCAUUGUGUAACUUUACUACAAACGUACCUGCUAUCAUGUGACGUGAAAGAAAUUUCACGUAGGUUUAUAAAUUUGUACUAAACUUUUGGAAACUAUUUUAUAAUUCCUAAUGACUGUUCCAGGUUUUUUAAUGUGUUUUUUUUUUUAAAUGUGUGUACAGAGUGCCCUCUGCUGCCUGAGGGAGAAAUUACACAAAUAUAAACAACUUUAAAGAAACUGUUUAUUGUACAGCUUUAUUGUGUGUGUGUGUGUGUGUGUGUGUGUGUGUGUGUGUGUGUGUGU